Sugiyamaella lignohabitans is the source of this 7278-nucleotide messenger RNA. Its product is annotated as cell surface glycoprotein (predicted). Bases 1 to 7278 code for a protein of 2425 amino acids. NCBI's taxonomy places the organism in Eukaryota, Fungi, Ascomycota, Dipodascomycetes, Dipodascales, Trichomonascaceae. The record is from RefSeq and is a predicted model, not a curated record. The transcript has a single exon.
AUGAUCUACAGAAAGCUUACAGCUUACCUCUUUGUACUUCUUGUACUUGUGGCAGCAGUUCCAUUAAACGUGAAGUACAACGAGUUCAAUGAACAUAAAAAUUUACCAAACAUCCACAAAGGCGAACCCCAAUUCAAUUCUCCUGAGCAUGGGACUUCUAAUAUCAAACCAGGGUCGAAAAUUGAACCUCAUUUUCCAGAUGGCCAUUCUCCUAAGAAGGACCAGCCAUGGUCUCCAAACAAAGAUGAUUCUCACUCUGAACCUCAUUUCCCAGAUAGUCACUCACCCAACAAAGAUGAGCCUUGGGAUAGCGAUCAUUGGCCUGUAGAUGAACCUAAAACGCCUCAUAAAGGAGGAUCCAAAUCAAGUCCGAAAUUAUGGCCCUGGCCAUGGAAUCACAAACCUUCUACGACUAAACAUGUACAGAAACCUACCCCUACGCCAAAGAAGUGGCCUUGGCCUUGGCCCGUCAAACACACAACUACUUCCAAGCACCAAACUAUCACUACUAAGAUUUCUAAACCGACAACCAUCAAACAUUCUUCAUCUGUUAAGAAGCCACUCACGACUAGUAAAAAGCACACAACAUCUGAGAAGCAAGAGACUACCACAAAGCACUCCAGCUCCAAGAAACAUACCAGUACAAGCCAGUCUCUAAGAUCACUCAGUACAUCGAGCAAGAAGCAUUCGACGUCGAAGAAGCAUAGCAGUUCGAAAUCCUCCAAAAAUGAGAGACCGACGACCAAACACACUUCAAAGCACACUACUAGUAAACACUCCACAUCAUCGAAGAUAAACAAGCCUACUACCACUUCACACUCAACGACUCAUCGGCCGUUUAGUCAUCCGAUAAGUAGCAAGCACACUUCGUCUACUAAGCACACUACUUCGACUAAGCACACUUCUUCGACUAAGCACACUUCGUCUACUGAGCACACUUCUUCGACUAAGCACACUACUUCAACUAAACACACUUCAUCAUCCACGAAGCACACGACUAGUAGUAAACACUCCACAUCGUCGAAGAUAAACAAGCCUACUACCACUUCACACUCAACGACUCAUAAGCCGUUUAGUCAUCCGAUAAGUAGUAAGCACACUUCUACUUCCACGAAGCACACUUCUACUUCCACGAAGCACACUUCUACUUCCACGAAGCACACUUCUACUUCCACGAAGCAUACUUCUACGUCUACGAAGCACACUUCUACUUCCACGAAGCAUACUUCUACUUCCACGAAGCAUACUUCUACGUCUACGAAGCACACUUCUACUUCCACGAAGCACACUUCUACGUCUACGAAGCACACUUCUACUUCCACGAAGCAUACUUCUACGUCUACGAAGCACACUUCUACUUCCACGAAGCAUACUUCUACGUCUACGAAGCACACUUCUACUUCCACCAAGCACACUUCUACUUCCACGAAGCAUACUUCAACGUCCACGAAGCAUUCUUCGUCUACUAAGCACACUUCAUCGUCCACGAAGCACACGACUAGUAGCAAACACUCCACAUCGUCGAAGAUAAACAAGCCUACUACCACUUCGCACUCAACGACUCAUCAGCCGUUUAGUCAUCCGAUAAGUAGUAAGCACACUUCUACUUCCACGAAGCACACUUCUACGUCUACGAAGCACACUUCUACUUCCACGAAGCACACUUCUACUUCCACGAAGCACACUUCUACGUCCACGAAGCACACUUCUACGUCCACGAAGCACACUUCUACGUCUACGAAGCACACUUCUACGUCUACGAAGCACACUUCUACGUCUACGAAGCACACUUCUACUUCCACGAAGCAUACUUCUACGUCUACGAAGCACACUUCUACUUCCACCAAGCACACUUCUACUUCCACGAAGCAUACUUCAACGUCCACGAAGCAUUCUUCUACGUCUACGAAGCACACUUCUACGUCUACGAAGCACACUUCUACGUCUACGAAGCACACUUCUACGUCUACGAAGCACACUUCUACGUCUACGAAGCACACUUCUACUUCCACGAAGCACACUUCUACUUCCACGAAGCACACUUCUACUUCCACGAAGCACACUUCUACUUCCACGAAGCACACUUCUACUUCCACGAAGCACACUUCUACGUCUACGAAGCACACUUCUACUUCCACGAAGCACACUUCUACUUCCACGAAGCACACUUCUACGUCCACGAAGCACACUUCUACGUCCACGAAGCACACCUCUACUUCCACGAAGCACACUUCUUCGUCCACGAAGCAUACUUCUACAUCCACGAAGCACACUUCUACAUCCACGAAGCACACUUCUACUUCCACGAAGCACACUUCUACUUCCACGAAGCACACUUCUUCGUCCACGAAGCACACUUCUACGUCUACGAAGCACACUUCUACGUCUACGAAGCACACUUCUACGUCUACGAAGCACACUUCUACGUCUACGAAGCACACUUCUACUUCCACGAAGCACACUUCUACUUCCACGAAGCACACUUCUACUUCCACGAAGCACACUUCUUCGUCCACGAAGCAUACUUCUACAUCCACGAAGCACACUUCUACUUCCACGAAGCACACUUCUUCGUCCACGAAGCAUACUUCUACAUCCACGAAGCACACUUCUACUUCCACGAAGCACACUUCUACUUCCACCAAGGACACUUCUACUUCCACGAAGCAUACUUCAACGUCCACGAAGCAUUCUUCGUCUACUAAGCACACUUCAUCGUCCACGAAGCACACGACUAGUAGCAAACACUCCACAUCGUCGAAGAUAAACAAGCCUACUACCACUUCGCACUCAACGACUCAUCAGCCGUUUAGUCAUCCGAUAAGUAGUAAGCACACUUCUUCGUCCACGAAGCAUACUUCUACAUCCACGAAGCACACUUCUACUUCCACGAAGCACACUUCUACUUCCACGAAGCACACUUCUACUUCCACGAAGCACACUUCUACUUCCACGAAGCACACUUCUACUUCCACGAAGCACACUUCUUCGUCCACGAAGCACACUUCUACUUCCACGAAGCACACUUCUUCGUCCACGAAGCAUACUUCUACAUCCACGAAGCACACUUCUUCUUCCACGAAGCAUACUUCUACUUCCACGAAGCAUACUUCUACUUCCACGAAGCAUACUUCUACGUCCACGAAGCAUACUUCAACGUCCACGAAGCACACUUCUACGUCCACGAAGCACACUUCUACGUCUACGAAGCACACUUCUACAUCCACGAAGCACACUACAUCGACUAGUAGCAAGCACACUUCCUCCACUAGUAGUAAACACACUUCUACUUCAACUAGUAGUAAACACACCACUUCGACUAGUAGCAAGCACACUACUUCAACUAGUAGUAAACACACCACUUCGACUAGUAGUAAGCACACUACUUCGACUAGUAGUAAACACACUUCUACAUCUACGAAGCACACUACUUCGACUAGUAGCAAGCACACUUCUACAUCUACGAAGCACACUACUUCGACUACUAGUAAGCACACUUCUACUUCGACUAGUAGCAAGCACACUUCUACAUCCACGAAGCACACUACAUCGACUAGUAGCAAGCACACUUCUUCCACUAGUAGUAAACACACCACUUCGACUAGUAGUAAGCACACUACUUCGACUAGUAGUAAGCACACUUCUACUUCUACGAAGCACACUACAUCGACUAGUAGCAAGCACACUUCUUCGACUAGUAGUAAGCACACUUCUUCGACUAGUAGUAAGCACACUUCUUCGACUAGUAGUAAGCACACUUCUUCGACUAGUAGUAAGCACACUUCUACUUCAACUAGUAGCAAGCACACUUCUACUUCGACUAGUAGUAAACACACUUCUACAUCUACGAAGCACACUACUUCGACUAGUAGUAAGCACACUUCUACAUCCACGAAGCACACUUCUUCCACUAGUAGUAAGCACACUUCUACUUCUACUAGUAGCAAGCACACCACUUCUACUAGUAGUAAGCACACUUCUACUUCAACUAGUAGUAAACACACUUCUACUUCGACUAGUAGUAAACACACUUCUACAUCUACGAAGCACACUACUUCGACUAGUAGUAAGCACACUUCUACUUCUACGAAGCACACUUCUUCGACUAGUAGUAAGCACACUUCUACUUCUACGAAGCACACUACAUCGACUAGUAGCAAGCACACUUCUUCCACUAGUAGUAAACACACUUCUACUUCAACUAGUAGUAAACACACCACUUCGACUAGUAGCAAACACACAUCUACUUCAACUAGUAGCAAGCACACUUCUUCCACUAGUAGUAAGCACACUUCUACUUCAACUAGUAGUAAGCACACUUCUACUUCUACUAGUAGCAAGCACACCACUUCUACUAGCAAACACACAUCUACUUCAACUAGUAGCAAGCACACUUCUUCCACUAGUAGUAAGCACACUUCUACUUCGACCAGUAGUAAACACACUUCUACUUCAACUAGUAGCAAGCACACUUCUACAUCCACGAAGCAUAGUACAUCUACAAGCCACCAGCCUUUCAGCCAACCUAUCAGUACAAAGUCUUCAACAAAACACUCGACUUCAUCAAAGACUACAAGUACCCAUGUUACAUCUAAGUCUACAUCGACUUCGACAAAACACAGUACGACAACCAAGUCCACCAGCAGUAAGGGUACCACCUCUAGGACCACUUCGAAGGCUACCACUACUUCAAAGACUACCUCGAAGUUGACUUCUACUACUUUCAAGACUACCUCGAAGACUACAACCUCGAAGACAAGUUCUACAUCUUCCAAGACUACUUCAAAGACUACUUCCACUUCCAAGACAACCUCGAAGACCAGUUCUACUACUUCCAAGACUACUUCCAAGACUACUUCCAAGACUACUUCCAAGACUACCUCGAAGACAAGUUCUACUACUUCCAAGACUACUUCCAAGACUACCUCGAAGACAAGUUCUACUACUUCCAAGACAACCUCGAAGACCAGUUCUACUACUUCCAAGACUACUUCCAAGACUACUUCCAAGACUACUUCCAAGACUACCUCGAAGACAAGUUCUACUACUUCCAAGACAACCUCGAAGACCAGUUCUACUACUUCCAAGACAACCUCGAAGACAAGUUCUACUACUUCCAAGACAACCUCGAAGACCAGUUCUACUACUUCCAAGACUACUUCGAAGACAAGUUCUACUACGUCUAAGACAACCUCGAAGACAAGUUCUACUACUUCCAAGACAACCUCGAAGACCAGUUCUACUACUUCCAAGACUACUUCGAAGACAAGUUCUACUACUUCCAAGACAACCUCGAAGACCAGUUCUACUACUUCCAAGACUACUUCGAAGACAAGCUCUACUACGUCUAAGACUACUUCGAAGACCAGUUCUACUACUUCCAAGACUACUUCGAAGACCAGUUCUACUACGUCUAAGACUACUUCGAAGACCAGUUCUACUACUUCCAAGACAACCUCGAAGACCAGUUCUACUACUUCCAAGACUACUUCGAAGACAAGCUCUACUACGUCUAAGACUACUUCGAAGACCAGUUCUACUACUUCCAAGACUACUUCGAAGACAAGCUCUACUACGUCUAAGACUACUUCGAAGACCAGUUCUACUACUUCCAAGACAACCUCGAAGACAAGUUCUACUACUUCCAAGACAACCUCGAAGACCAGUUCUACUACUUCCAAGACUACUUCGAAGACAAGCUCUACUACGUCUAAGACUACUUCGAAGACCAGUUCUACUACUUCCAAGACUACUUCGAAGACCAGUUCUACUACGUCUAAGACUACUUCGAAGACCAGUUCUACUACUUCCAAGACUACUUCGAAGACAACCUCGAAGACAAGUUCUACUACUUCCAAGACAAUCUCGAAGACAAGUUCUACUACUUCCAAGACUACUUCGAAGACCAGCUCUACUACUUCCAAGACAACCUCGAAGACCAGUUCUACUACUUCCAAGACAACCUCGAAGACCAGUUCUACUACUUCCAAGACUACUUCGAAGACAAGUUCUACUACGUCUAAGACAACCUCGAAGACAAGUUCUACUACUUCCAAGACAACCUCGAAGACCAGUUCUACUACUUCCAAGACUACUUCGAAGACAAGUUCUACUACUUCCAAGACAACCUCGAAGACCAGUUCUACUACUUCCAAGACUACUUCGAAGACAAGCUCUACUACGUCUAAGACUACUUCGAAGACCAGUUCUACUACUUCCAAGACUACUUCGAAGACCAGUUCUACUACGUCUAAGACUACUUCGAAGACCAGUUCUACUACUUCCAAGACUACUUCGAAGACAACCUCGAAGACAAGUUCUACUACUUCCAAGACAACCUCGAAGACAAGUUCUACUACGUCUAAGACUACGUCAACUUCCAAGUCUACUACUACAAGUUCCAAGUCAACUACGACAACUAGUUCCAAAUCCACUACUACGAGUUCCAAGUCUACAUCUACCACUAGUUCCAAGUCAACUACUACGAGCUCCAAAUCUACCACUAGUUCUAAGUCGACUACUUCUACUACAAGUUCUAAGUCGACUACUUCUACUACAAGCUCGAAGUCAACUACUUCUACUACAAGCUCGAAGUCAACUACUUCUACUACUAGUUCGAAGUCAACUACUUCUACUACUAGUUCGAAGUCAACUACUUCUACUACAAGUUCGAAGUCGACUACUUCUACUACAAGCUCGAAGUCAACUACUUCUACUACAAGUUCGAAGUCGACUACUUCUACUACAAGCUCGAAGUCAACUACUUCUACUACAAGCUCGAAGUCAACUACUUCUACUACUAGUUCGAAGUCAACUACUUCUACUACUAGUUCGAAGUCAACUACUUCUACUACAAGUUCGAAGUCGACUACUUCUACUACAAGCUCGAAGUCAACUACUUCUACUACAAGUUCGAAGUCGACUACUUCUACUACAAGCUCGAAGUCAACUACUUCUACUACUAGUUCGAAGUCGACUACUUCUACUACAAGCUCGAAGUCAACUACUUCUACUACUAGUUCGAAGUCAACUACUUCUACUACUAGUUCGAAGUCAACUACUUCUACUACCAGUUCGAAGUCAACUACUUCUACUACUAGUUCGAAGUCAACUACUUCUACUACCAGUUCCAAGUCUACGACUACUACAAGUUCGAAGUCAACUACUUCUACUACAAGCUCCAAGUCUACUUCUACUACAAGUUCUAAGUCCACGACUACAACAAGCUCUAAAUCCACCUCCACUACUAGUUCCAAGUCCACAGCAACCAAGCUCUAA